Leptopilina heterotoma is the source of this 7805-nucleotide messenger RNA. RefSeq names its product DNA N6-methyl adenine demethylase-like (gene Tet). Lineage: Eukaryota; Metazoa; Arthropoda; Insecta; Hymenoptera; Figitidae. Gene Ontology annotation, biological process: oxidative demethylation; positive regulation of transcription by RNA polymerase II. The record is from RefSeq and is a predicted model, not a curated record. Gene Ontology annotation, cellular component: nucleus. Gene Ontology annotation, molecular function: DNA 5-methylcytosine dioxygenase activity; DNA binding; zinc ion binding. Bases 279 to 7166 code for a protein of 2295 amino acids. The transcript is spliced from 10 exons.
GGACGAAAAAGGGGCUAAAAAGGACGUAUAAGGACAGAAAAGGGCAAAAAGGGUCUAAAAAGGACAGAAAAGGAGCUAAAAGGGACAGAAAAGGGCUAAAAGGACAAAUAAGGACGAAAAGGACAACAGAGGACAAAAGUGGACAAACAGUUUUUGAAUGAGAUCAAAAGCCAGUGAGUGGACCCAAGUUAAUUCGUCAAGAAACAACUAAGAGAUUGGUCGACAUAGAAUCGACUUGGAACAAAGAAAACGGAUUUUUCCGAAAUGAUGUGGAGAAGAUGAGCGCGGAGGUGAAGCAGGAGGUCAUCGCCUCCGAGAGGGUAGGAAGCCCUCCGGCGGCGGUCGCUUCCUCGCCGGGUCCAGGCGACCCAAAUCGUCAUCUACCGCCAUUCAGCAGUUUCACCGGCGACAGUUCAAUGGAUAGUUCAACAACAUUGACAACAUUGCACUCCCAGGACGUGGGCCUGGGUCUCACAGCCUCAUGGGACUACUAUGAGGGCCUCACCGGCCGUUUAAUUGACGCACGUGGUGAAGUUGUCAGUGGAUUGGUGCCAGUUGGGCAGUAUCGACCAUGGGAAUCGAAACACGGCGUCGGUGGCGGUGGUCCCGAGGGCCUUCCAAGUUUUGCCAGUCAAUUCACAGCGCCCAGUGAAUCAGAACCACAAUUGACGGCCUUGACGCCAUUAUCGCCGGCCUCCAUAUCCCACUCGCCACCCGUCACCACUGCCGUUGGCCUCCCCAGUUUUCACACUCUUGGGACUCCAAUUCCCGUUCCACAUCCACAUCGCGCCGCCGUUGGUUAUCCACUCGUUCCCGCUCCAAUUCAGGCCCGCGAGGUCCCAGCCCUACAACAACAAUUACUCGACGAACGGCACAUACAAUUGUUGGGCUCGAAUCCAGUUCAGGCCUUUCCCCCACCACCCGGUCAUCCACAUCACACGGUUCUCACUGUGGUGAAGCCCGACUAUCCCCAAUUGCAUCAUACCAAUUUUCAAAAUCCAAUGUCCACGGUUUUGGAUAAUUCGCCAACGUCGAGGGUUAUUGGAAUUGAUGGGAGGAAGAAGGAGAGGAGAAAAAUUCGCGCUGGCUCAAUGGAGAGUGAGGAUGGUGGUGGUGGUGGUGGUAAUGCGGAGAGUUCGGGACAAGUUGCGGCCGUAUCGAGUACGGCGAAUCGUGGACAACAUCAUAUGGGUGGUGGACUUGGUGAUAAUGAUGGCGAUGGUGGUUUGGGUGAUAAGCCAGCGAAAAAGAAGAGAAAGCGAUGCGGCGAGUGUAUUGGUUGUCAACGUAAGGACAAUUGUGGAGAUUGUGCGCCAUGUCGGAAUGAUAAGAGUCAUCAGAUUUGCAAGAUGAGGAGGUGCGAAAAGCUGACGGAGAAAAAGCACUUGUACAACAUGCAAACUGGCGAGGGAGCAUUCAGAGAAAGGGGCAGAGGUCGAGGAAAGGGUGCAACAAGGAGUUAUAGAAAAAUUGCACGACAAGUUAGUACGCCGGACAGUGCGCCGGCGGGUCUAGGAAGUCCGCAAGCAGGAAUUGGUGGACUGCCUCAUCAGCAGCAGCAACAGCAACAACAGCAGCAACAACAACAGCAACAGCAGCAACAACAACAGCAGCAACAGCAACAACAACAACAAACACAACCGGCAAUACAUUCCGAUCCAAUGCAGGCCAAGGAUCAGCUUAAUCCACCGAGUCAACAAACGGGUCUCAGGAACGGAAAUACUGCCGCUCCGGUUGUCUCCAUGUCGCCGGGUGUGAUGCCAUUCUAUGGUGAUAGUGGAACGGGUUUCCGACCUGCAGCCGGUUUUGGAAAUACGGUUUGGCAUCAGGGAGUGGGAACAGUGACAGUUGAAGCGACACCAACAACAUGGCCGCCGCAACAGUUUAUUCAACAAAUCCCAGCGUCGAAUCAAUUGGAGGAAUUGAGGUAUCAUCCGCAGUAUAGUGCCGCGACGCCCUAUCAUCCCCAACCGGUGACCUAUCAACAACAAACAUUCAUAACGACCGAUCAGUCUGCAUUCCAACGGGCCGGAUCAACGGGCCAAUAUACUAUUACCGGACAGCCAUCGCCAUUGGCAACAGUCGCCCCGCAGAAUACCACAACCACCCCCCAGAGACCUCUUAACGGUCAAUUUAUGGAACCAGCCGUCACUCCGGGUCAAGUCGGUUACGAAAGACAGGAGUAUGUCAAUGGAUAUCAACAACAGGACGUGACUAUGGCACCGCCACCAGCGACAACACCCACCAGUCGCAGCAGUUCCGUUCACAUGGACUCUCAACCUCAGCAGCCUCAACAGCCAUCCUCAGACACACAGGUUGUGAAAGGCUUCGCGACAAUCGCCGCCAAUAAUGUGUCGGGAAACGAGAUGCCUGGGUAUCCACUUCAACAGGGCCCACAGAGUUUACACAACUCUAACGGAUAUCCAGGCUAUCAGGAAAUGGGUCAAAAUCAGUGGCAAGAGCGUACCGAAACUCGCCACAUUUGGUCCGAUAAUAACCAAGAUGGCAAAAACCCCUGGUCGGAAAGUGAUUUACAAACCUCGGCAAAAGAAAGAACCGAUAGUCACAUGAACUGGGAGAGUUCGGAUAAUUCCCACAAAGACAAUUCCCAAACAUGGCAAAAUCCCCGGCUCACUCCGUCCCAACAACAAGCUUGGCCCCAACACUCGCCGAAACUGCCCGAACAUCAAAACACCCAAAGAAUUGGGUCUUGGCCGCAGACCACCUCUGCCCAGGACCAAAACUCCGCUCAAAAUUCAAGACUGACACCUUCGGGACAAUGGCAGCAACAGCAGCAGCAGAAGGUCGAACAAAAUCCCCGACUGACGCCAUCGAAUCAAAUGACCUGGCCCGACACGCCUACUAGUCAACCCAACUGGUCACCGAACAGCAUGAAAAGCGACGGUGGUCAACAGCAACAAUGGGACUCCCAACCGAGUCCCAGGCGAACCCCCGGCGCCAAUCCCCCCUGGCCCGGUCAAUCCACCCCCCAGGAGGCCAAACUCGAACAAUGGUCCCCCCGAUCCGCCGAGAAUCCCUCCUGGGCACAACAAUCCUCGAAACAAGAAAUGCAGAACUCUGGCGAGAGAAUCAUUUGGCAGGACUCCAAGAACGGGUUCGAUAAUCCGGAGGAGUACCCAUCCAAUCAGCGCGUCAAUCUCAACAGUCGCCUCAAGUCCAUGAUCCUCAACAAACAACACCAACUGCAAAAUCAGCCCGGUAGGUUGCAGAAUCAAAUAACCAUUCAGGGUCAACAGAAUCUGCAAAGCCAAAACCAACUGCAGAACCAAAAUCAACUGCAAGGCCAAAACCAACAUCAGAACCAAAAUCAACUGCAGGGCCAAAACCAACAUCAGAACCAAAAUCAAUUGCAAGGCCAAAACCAACAUCAGAACCAAAAUCAAUUGCAGAGUCACAACCAACUGCAGAGUCCGAACCCGAUGCAGAAUCAAAAUCAAAUGCAGAGUCCGAGCCCAAUGCAGAACCAAAAUCAACUGCAUAGUCCGAACCCAAUGCAGAAUCAAAAUCAACUGCAGGGCCAAAAUCAAAUGCAGAACCAAAAUCAAAUGCAAGGUCAACAAAACCAAAUGCAAAGUCAGCAGAACCAACUGCAGGCACAACAAAACCAGAUGCAAAGUCAGCAGAACCAACUGCAGACACAGCAGAACCAACAACAACAAUCACAACAGCAAAAUCAGAUGCAGUCGCACCACUUGCAUCACCAAGUGAGAAGUCAACACACCAACGGAAGUAGUAAAGAAUUUCCGAACGACGAUCGAGGGCGGGAUUCGCACGAGAACGAAAAACUGCAGGACAAACGUGACUACAAUCCGGGAAUGAUGAGUGAAUCAAUGACCGGUAAUUUUUUAUUGCAUAGCCACCACCAUCGGGUCGAUAAAUUGCCCGACGGUGGUGGCUUAUGGGAGUGGACUGGUGGCGGACCAAUUAAUCCAGUAAACGAAACAUACAACCCCGAAACUGGAAAGAAACCCACGGAAACUGGUUCCAAAAGUCCAGAAAUCUACAAUACAAAUCGGAUAAUAAAAAUCGAAACAGACCCAAAUGAGGACGGAGAAACGUGUCACAAUCAACUGACAAAAACUAUCAAAAUUGAACCAGAGCAAAUUCGUGAACAAAUUGGAGAGCAAAUUACAGAGCGGACGUCGAAUUGGAAGAACAACUUUUGUCAACAGGAAGAAAAAUCGGAUAGUGAGAUUAAAACGGAAGAAGCAAAUAGUCCGAAGAGUAAUACUACCUCGACGAGCACAAAAUCGCAAGAUCAGCUGGAGAAGAUCAAGAAUAAUGUGAGGACGGAAGUACCCGACUGCAGCUGCUUCCCUCCGGAUAAAUGUCCACCGGAACCUGGAUCGUAUUACACACAUCUCGGUGCGGCAGCCAGUCUUCAAGAACUGAGAAACGACCUGGAACGACGCACCGGUCUCAAGGGUAACGCUAUUAGGUUCGAAAAGGUCAUCUACACUGGGAAGGAAGGCAAAACGACGCAGGGCUGUCCGAUGGCGAAAUGGAUUCUUCGUCGGUCUGGAGUGGAGGAGAAGAUUCUGACGAUUGUGAAACAUCGACAAGGUCAUGAGUGUGCUACCGCUUGGAUUGUAGUUGCGGUCGUCGCUUGGGAGGGUGUUCCCUCCCACGAGGCUGAUCGGAUCUACUCUCUACUAACGCAAAAACUCAAUCGAUUUGGUCUCCCAACAACCAGACGAUGUGGCACCAACGAGCCCAGGACUUGCGCCUGUCAGGGCCUCGAUCCCGAUUCCUGUGGCGCGAGCUUCUCCUUUGGAUGCUCCUGGUCCAUGUACUACAAUGGCUGCAAAUACGCUAGGAGCAAGACUGUCAGGAAGUUCCGGCUUUCCGUCAAAUCAGAGGAGCAAGAGGUGGAGGAGCGGAUGCACGUGUUGGCGACUCUACUGUCGCCGUUGUAUCUGAGCCUGGCUCCGGAGGCCUUCAACAAUCAGACGCAAUUCGAGAGAGAGGCCAGCGACUGUAGACUGGGUUUCAAACCCGGAAGACCAUUCUCCGGGGUGACGGCUUGCAUCGAUUUCUGCGCCCAUUCGCAUCGGGAUCUGCACAACAUGAACAACGGUUGUACGAUCGUUGUGAGCCUAACAAAACACCGAACGCUGUCGAAACCCGAGGACGAACAGUUGCACGUCCUGCCAUUGUACAUCAUGGACGAUACGGACGAAUUCGGCUCCAAGGAAGGCCAGGAGGAGAAGAUCCGCGCCGGCGCCGUCGACGUCCUGAACAAAUAUCCGUGCGAGGUUCGAGUCCGGUCGGUGCCCCUCCAGCCCUGUAGACGACACGGAAAGAAGCGGAAGGAAGAGGAACCGGAGACCGUUCACAAGAAGGAAAUAUUGAAGAACUUCCCCGAACAUCAAAGACGGGAACCACAGAUCCACAUGGAGAUGAAUACGGAAUUCAUCGGGAUGGAGAGUUCGAGAGUAAUGGACGCCCAGUUGCAGAGUUCCCACGUCUCGUCCACAGUGCUGGACAGUCCGGUCUCCAUGUACCAAGGCUGGGGCUACCAGAACGAUCAGCAAUGGAACCGCAACUGGAUCGACCAGCGAAAGAACAAUUGGCUCAAUCCCUGGAACGAGUACCACUUCGGUGGUUUAGAACGGGAAAUGAAAGUCGUACCCGACAGCACAAGUCUAGAUGACACCAGACCCAGAAGCCAGAACACCGAAUCCGAUUAUAGAACACCCCCGCGGACUGUAAACUCAACACCGGAAUCUCAAGUCCUUUCGCCAAGAAACCAUCCACCACGAGGUGGGACCCCGGCGUCUUUUUCCAGCUCCGGCUACUACUCCAAUCCACUUUCUAAUUCUUCCUCUCAUAGUAACGCUUCACUUCCAAAUGAGUUGUACAGUCCGAAAGGUUUUCCCGAGCAGCAAAAAUUUACUAACACUCCAAGUUACCCGGACGUUAGGGGUAGAAUUGAUUAUCAAAAUCCGUAUGAUCAGAGAACAGUGAAAAAUACCGAAGGGUUCCGCAACUUCGAGGGAAGUACUGGGGGAUUCUUAACUAAGGAGAGACCAGUCGACCCACCGAGGGAUUAUCAACAAAACCAGUAUUUACCAUCCAUUUACCAAGUACCGCAAAAUCAACUUCCAAUCGAUGGUACGAAGACGAUCGAUCUCCAUCAUCCAUUCGCGGAUCCGAUCAAACACACCUGGACUGACGGACGCCAGAGUUCGAUGCCAAGGGAGAGUCCAAAAUGGCAUAAUCAGAUAGUCCAAGAGGCGUCGCCCUUCCGGGUUCCUAAAGGAAGACCACCUUCCCGAACCACUCCGAUUGCGGACACGAACAUAUUUCCGAAUCCGUUCGUCAAGACUUUUCUAAAACCCCAAGAACCAAGACAUCCACAAACUCCGGAUGUCCGGGAGACGAGACCGGAGAAUCCCUGGGUCACAUGGCCGCAAGAACCGGAAGUAAAGGACUUCCAUCAUCCAAUGUCCGGUUUGCGACCCUUUCCACAUUACGGUUACCCUGUCUUCGAAAAAACCUACCCUAACUUUGAGGGUUACAACUAUCAUCAUCAGUACCAUCAAACGGAGUAUACACCACAAUUGUAUCAACAAAAGCGGGAGAACUACCAUCCUUCGUAUCAAGUACCGCAAGGUGUGCCGCCGCCAUAUCAUCAGGGUUUAAAUCCGUCCUGGCGUUGGGAGAAACCUCAAUGGGAGAUCUACGGUCCGCCAUCGUAUUUUCCAGUUCUUCCUGAUCCACCGCCAAAGGCCGAGCCACUUGGCGAAGUUGCGGACUUCUCCGACAAUGAGGAAUGCUUCAAGGACGCACAAAUGGGCGGUGUGGCCAUUGCCCUCGGUCAUGGUAGUGUUUUAUUCGAGUGUGCUAAACAUGAAAUGCACUGCACUACGGCUCUCAAGAAACCCAAUCGACUGAGUCCAACGAGAAUCAGUUUGGUGUUCUAUCAGCAUCGAAAUCUCAAUCGUGGUAAACACGGUUGGGAGGAGUGGGAGGAGAAGAUGAGACUCAGGAAAUUGGGAAUUACCAGUACAAGUGGUACGACGUCGACUACCAACGUUCAGACGACGACUACCGUCUCCAGUCCCGGAGUAUCAUCAGGUGCUGAUAAAAUUACAAAUACCGAGUCAAUGCUGAGGUCUUCCACCAGCACCACAAUCACCUAAACGACAAAAUAAUUUCCAAUUGCAACACUGCAUAAUAACCGAAAAGUGCCAAGAACAAAAGGAAGCCAACGCGGCUCAAAGAAGACGAGAUCUAGUCAACAGUGAAUUAAACAAACAAAAAAAUCAAAAAAAGAAAAAUCGACUUUUCCUCAUCAACUAUGGAUUGAAAUUCUCCAAAACAAAAAAAAAAAUUGUCUCAAUCCAAACUGCCAUUUUUUAAAGAGGUCAUCAUUUUUUGACCUUCGACUCUAAAACUACAUCAUUCCCCCCAAAAAAAAAAUUUCAGGGGCUUCCCAAUUUUUUAUACUCUUCUUUUUUCUAAAGGAAAAAAAAUGCGAAGUCAAAUCAAGGCUUAAAAUCCGCAAAAUCAAUGCGGUUUACACGUCCUGCUCUACUAAGACUUUUUGCGAUUUCUCGCACCCGUGUUUAUAAAUAGCACUCAUCAAAUUUUUCUUUCUUUUUUCAAAAAAAAAAAAAAAAUAAUAUUCUUAGCUAGUCGUCAGGUUCAAAAGAGCGCGUUUCUCGAAAGUGCGCACAAAAAAAAGUCCGAGCCUCCUUAUUAUAAUAAAACUUUUUUGCUCAGUUCAGGAUCGAUAAACCGGAACGAAAAAAAAAAUACUCAUUUUUAAGACUUUUUUU